AUGAUGUCCUGCGCGAGGGUUUCCAGCGCUUCGGCGAAAUUCAGGAAGCAGUUCGUGUAUCCCUCGAAUGUGAUUUUCCUUCGCGAUUCUGACUUUGCUGGUGUGCUACAGAUCGUUGUGAAGGACCGCGCGACUCUGCGCAGCCGUGGAUUCGGCUUUGUGCGCUUUGCCUCCGAGGCAGAUGCCGAAACUGCCAUGAGCAGUAUGGACAACCAGGAGUUCGAUGGCCGCGUCAUUCGCGUCGACAAGGCCUUUGAUCGUCCCAAGGGCGGCGACUCGGGCUUCUACGGCCGCGGUGGAUACAACCAGCAGCCUGGUGCUGGAUACCAGGGCGGUGGCCAGGGCGGCUACGGCGGGGGAUACAACCGUGGCUACAACAACCAAAACGCUGGUCCUGGCUAUGGCGGCUAUGGUGGCGGUUACGGAGGUGGUUACAAUGGUGGCUAUGGCGGUGGCUACGGUAUGUAUUCUUCUCUCGAAGAGCAGCUUUAUCCAUGA
Molecule: messenger RNA, 498 nt
Organism: Penicillium alfredii
Lineage: Eukaryota; Fungi; Ascomycota; Eurotiomycetes; Eurotiales; Aspergillaceae
Product: RNA recognition motif domain-containing protein
Exons: 2
Coding region: 1-498 (165 amino acids)
Molecular function (GO): RNA binding
Source: RefSeq, a predicted model, not a curated record